Molecule: messenger RNA, 276 nt
Organism: Ilex paraguariensis (yerba mate)
Lineage: Eukaryota; Viridiplantae; Streptophyta; Magnoliopsida; Aquifoliales; Aquifoliaceae
Source: the annotation of a GenBank genome assembly
AUGCAGUCCAAGCUUCAGGAGGCGCAUCAUAAGAAAGUACUCGGAGGGACAUCGAAAGGCGUCUGGGAGAAGACGACCCGACUGCAGAUGGCAGAUGGCUACAGCCGGCUAGAUGACUUACUCUACAAAGACGGCAGACACGUUAAAGUCGUCCAACAGGAAGUUGGGGCUUUAUCAGCACAAUACCUUCCUGGCCAUGGGAAAAACAUAACCAUAGAUUUCGUAGGACGAUUGCCCUAUCUCAACAAGGGGGGAAUAACUACGUUUUUGUCGUAG